CCUUCUUUGGUGGCAUCAAAGAGGACUUUCUGGUGUUGCUUCACGGUGGUGGGACAGGAGAUGACGGGACAGGAACUGAGUGGCUUCUUUGGCCGCAAUGACUUUGGAGUUCACCUUCUUCUCCGUCUUCUUCUCCUCCGUUCCAGCUGCCAAAUGGACAACCAAACCUUGGAGAUGGAUGGAGAAGACCUUCCGCGGCCUUCGAGGGUCAAAGAGGGGCCAAAAAAGGAGGUCCAGAAGAUGAAAUGGUCCCUCCUGAAGGUCUUCUUGAUGUGUCUUCUGGCGUGUGUGGUCACCACAACUCUCGGAGUCCUCAUCCUCUCCUUGGUCUACUUGAAGAAUCCCCUUUAUCUCCAAGUGGUGGACCUCAAAACUGAAGGUCCACCUUCUCCCAAACCAGAAGAAAACAACGUGGACAUCAAAUUCCAGUUCCUCAAUCAUCUCCAAACUUCAAAGGUCCACCGUUAUCCCGGUGGAGAGAUCCAAUGGGGGAGGUUCCGAGAGGACCUUGGACAAUACGAUAGUCCUCAAGAGAUGACUUUUGGCCAAAGUCUCAACCGCCGUCGCUCGAAGAUGACUUUCGCAACGUUGAAGAUCAAAUCUCGAGGCCUUCGAGUCCCUCAUUGGCAUUUCAACGCCAACGAACACGGAUACGUCCUCCAGGGCUCGGUCUGGGUUGGAGUCAUCUCCUCCGAGGACCCAACGGUCACCACCUACACGGUCAGCGCUGGACAGGUCUUCUUCUUCCCCCGAAACACCGUCCAUUGGUUGAAGAACGUUGGCCUUCAAGACUGUGUCCUUCUGCUCUUCUUCUCCACCCACCACGAACUUCAGACCAUGGACGUGGACGAUGCCUUCUUCUCCACUCCAGAGGACAUCGUGGCGAGAGCUUUCAAGCCUCGCGGUGGUGUCAACUUCAUCCGUACCUUCAAGAAACAACUUGAAGACCAAGCGGUCAAUUUACCGCCCAACUUAGACCUUCUCCUUCACAACGUCACCUACGGACAAUCUCCGGCCGAGAAGGUCUGGAGAUACUUCUAUGAUCUUCAAGGGUCGGCCACGUUUCCUUUCCCCGGAGGCCUCUUCCAGUGGGCUCCUUACCAGAGAGACACCACCACCUUCACCCACCUGGAGAAGAUCUUCAGCGACUCCUUGAACACGCAUGAAGACACUCUGACCUUGGCCACUCUCCGCAUCUUCAGCAACUCUUUGGGACAACCUCAUUACCACUUCAACGCUAACGAGAUGGGUUACGUCGUCAGCGGCUGCGGAGAGGUUGGCCUCAUUCUCUCCGGUGUCUCCUCCAACUUCAACAUCGCCAUCGGAGAUGUCUUCUUCUUCCCCGUUGGAACUCAACACUACAUCAAAAGCACCUGCGAGGAGGACCUUCUCCUCCUCCUGGCCUACAGCACAGGAGAGCAGUUGGAGACCCUUCGCAUGAAGGACUAUUUCCGCCUCACGGUUGACCACAUUCUGGCUCAGCUCUUCUGGAAGGACCAAAAGGACUUCCAGAACUUCUCCGGAUCUUCUCAGAAAUGACCUCCAAACCCCUUUGGAGGUCCUUUUGGACCAUCUCAAAGGACUUUGACCUCCUGGAAGAGAUUAAAAGCCGUUCCCACCGCUUUGAGCUCCGUCUGCUUUGGACUUCCCCCUCAGGUGGAGGUGACCCCGAGAGGUCCCCAAAGCUCCUGC
Cuculus canorus (common cuckoo) is the source of this 1692-nucleotide messenger RNA. It is a transcript of the gene DYNAP, whose product is annotated as dynactin associated protein. Lineage: Eukaryota; Metazoa; Chordata; Aves; Cuculiformes; Cuculidae. Gene Ontology annotation, biological process: activation of protein kinase B activity. The record is from RefSeq and is a predicted model, not a curated record. Gene Ontology annotation, cellular component: Golgi apparatus; plasma membrane. The coding region runs from base 61 to 1539 and encodes 492 amino acids. The transcript has 9 exons. Gene Ontology annotation, molecular function: manganese ion binding.